Molecule: messenger RNA, 3039 nt
Organism: Thlaspi arvense
Lineage: Eukaryota; Viridiplantae; Streptophyta; Magnoliopsida; Brassicales; Brassicaceae
Source: the annotation of a GenBank genome assembly
AUGGGAGUAAAAGCUGCAACAGAGUCUAAAGCUCAGGAUCAACUAAGGAGUCCAGGUACGGAGAAUCAUUCUGAGAAGCGAUCAAGGCGUAAGAAGGAUGAUCACGGUGUUGGUGACAAGCAUCAAGAUAACAGUGAUGAUGUUGGUGAUGACUACGUUAAAGAUGACUACAUCAAAGAUGGAAAACAGAAGGGAGAGAAAUCCAGAGAUAAAUAUCGGGAAGACAAGGAAGAAGACAUCAAACAGAAAGGUGACAAGCAGAGAGAUGACCGACCUGUUAAAGAGCAUCAUAGGUCUGAGGAGAAGCUCCUCUGGGAUGACAGUAAAAAAAAAUCUAAAUUUCAGGAUAAUGACCAUGGCCAUGAGCCUGACAGUGAACAUGAUGGAUAUCAUGAGCGUGAACGCAACCGGGACUAUGAGAGAGAAAGUGAUCGAAAUGAACGGGACCGCGAACGAGCUCGUGAUCGUGAUUAUGAGCGAGAUAGGGACCGUGAUAGGGAUAGGGAUAGGGAACGUGAUCGCGAUCGUCGGGAUUAUGAGCAUGAUCGUUACCAUGAACGCGAUUGGGACCGUGAUAGGAGUAGAGACCGUGACAGGGAUCAUGAUAGGGACAGGACCCAUGACAGAGAAAAAGACCGUAGUCGUGAGUAUUAUCAUGAUGGGAAAAGGAGUAAAAGUGACCGGGAAAGGGACAGUGAUCGCGAUGUGUCGCGUCUAGACGAUCAAAGUGGUCGUUAUAAGGAUAAGAGGGAAGGUAGGAAAUCUCCAGAUUAUCAAGAUUAUCAAGAGGUCAUCAUGAGCACUAGAAGUAACAGAGCAGAGCCUGAUGGUGACGUGAUAAGAUCAGAGCGUCAGCCUUCCAGCUCGGUUGUUAAAGAAGAGAAUGGGAAUGUGGCGGAUCAGAUAACCAAAGGGGUCUCUUCCAGGGAGGCGGCCGAGCUGUCUGGAGGGUCGGAGAGAGGUCCAAGACAUAGAGUUUCUGAGAAAACAGUAAAGAUGGAAGAUGGUAUUUUGGGCGAGUUUCAGGGUGAAAGGUCUUCUGCCACAAAAGCUUCACCUCGACCCAUGGUUGAAAGAUCUCCCUCUUCAACGAGUCUCGAACGGAGAUACAAUAAUCGGAGUGGUGCAAGACGGAGUCUUGAGAUUGAAGAAGCAGGUCACAGGAACAACGCUAGGGAUUUUUCGGCAGCUGAGGACGAAAGGCUUCUGGUAGAUGAGACAUCUCAGGCAGAAUUAUCUUUCAACAAUAGAGCCAACCAGAACAAUUCUUCUUUUCCUCCACGACCUGAAUCUCGGAGUGGCAUCAGUAGCCCUAGAGUGAGCCUUCGUGACGAUGAUAACAGGGGCAAUAACGGUGGUCGUUAUAAGAGAGGCGUUGAUACCUCUAUGGGAAGAGGGCAAGGUAAUGUAUGGAGAGGUGUCCCAAGCUGGCCAUCUCCACUUCCAAAUGGAUUUAUGCCAUUUCAACACGUUCAACCUCAUGGAGGUUUCCAAGCUAUGAUGCCUCAAUUCCAGUCUCCAGCUAUCUUUGCGGUGAGGCCUUCAAUGGAAAUGAAUCAUCCUGGAAUCCCUUACCAUAUACCUGAUGCUGAGAGGUUCUCUGGUCACAUGCGUCCACUCGGGUGGCCGAAUAUGAUGGAUGGCUCAGGCGCUUCUCACAUGCAUAGCUUUUUUGGGGAUAUGAGUAAUAGCGUUUACAGGGAUGAGUCAAACAUGUAUGGAGGACCUGAGUGGGACCAUAACAGGAGGAUGCAGAGCCGGGGUUGGGAAUCUGGUGCAGAUGAAUGGAAAAACCGAAAUGGAGAUGCAAGCAUGGAAGUCUCAUCAAUGUCUGUUAAAGAUGACAACUCGGCACAGGUUGCUGAUGAUGAGUCUCUUGGCGGCCAAACAAGCCACUCUGAUAACAAUAGGGCAAAAAGCGUCGAAGCUGGGUCGAAUCCAACAUCUCCAGCAAAAGAACUGCCUGCGAGUUCUCCCAACACUGAGUUGGAAGUUGUGGCGGAAGAUCCUGUGCCAGAAAAAAUUGAUAACACUGAACGUUAUCGCCGGCAUUAUCUCUCAAAGCUUGAUAUAUCGGUAGAGCUUGCUGAUCUUGAGCUGCGGGAAAGCAUUAGCUUAUUGAUGGGUGAAGAACGUCUGACAGUUGAUGAUGGACCUGCUGUGUUUGUAAAUCUCAAGGAAGGUGGGAAGAGAGUGCCCAAAAGCAAGAGUACUUCCUUGACGACCCUUUCACUGUUUCCUUCUCAAAACAAUUCAGUGUUUCAGAUAGCGAUGGACCUUUACAAGAAGCAAAGAUUUGAGUUAAAGGGUCUUCCAAAUGUCGACAAUUACGGGCCUCCUCGAGCCUCUCCUUCCAAUUUGGUUGAAAACGAUACCAAUGAUGAUGUGAAUGAUGCCAUGAAAGGAAAUAGUUUCAUGGAGACAUCAGAUGUGAAUAUUGCGGAUGUGCCAGAUCCAGAAACAUGUCAAAAGGAACAGCAAAAUGUGUCGUCGUCACCUGUGGAUGCUGGAAUGGUGAUAGAAACAAAAGACGAAGGAUCUUCAUCUCCCAAUGCAGACAAGUCACCUGAGGCUCCGGAGGCUGUGGUUCCAGAUCACAUUGAAGGUUAUGAGCAAGAUGCAAAGUCAGAUGAAGGAAGUGAUGAAGACCAGACAAUGGAGACAAAGUCAGAUGAAGGAGCCGGUGAAGACCAGACAAUGGAGACAAAGUCAGAUGAAGGAGCUGGUGAAGACCAAACAAUGGAGACAAAGUCAGAUGAAGGAGCUGGUGAAGACGAAACAAUGGAGACAGCUCCUGCACAUGAUGGUGGUCCAGAAGGUGAUCCUGUUACCUUGAAUAUAGCUUCACCGGCUCUCGUGGCUAUGGAGGUUGAUGAGCACAAGAAGGAUUUGGCUGAGGACGAGAAGAUGGAAGAAGAAGAAGAAGAAGAAGAAGCAGAAGAGAAGAAUGAAGCUGAUGAUGGUGAUGUAGUUGUUGGGGAUGUAUCUCCGAAGAAAAUGGCAAAUGAGAAACAACUUAGCUACACAAACCUCCCCUAG